AUGAAGAACCAAAUUGCUGCGAUUCAAAAGGUUAUAAAUUUCUCAAGAUGCUUGAAAGAGGACAACAUUCCAUGCCACAUUGAAGAUAAGUUGUUCUUAGGCUCAUUUAGUGCUGCUAACAACAAGAGUGUGUUGAAAAGCAACAACGCCACUCACGUAUUAACUAUUGCAAAUUCCCUGGCUCCGGUUUAUCCCAAUGAUUUCGUUUAUAAGGGCAUUGCAGUUGCUGAUAGAGAAGAUACCAAUUUGAGACAGUACUUGGAUGAAUGCAUCAAUUUCGUCGACAAAGCCAAGAGACACGGUGGUGGUGUUUUGGUACAUUGCUUUGUGGGAACGUCCAGGAGUUGA
This is a messenger RNA of Linum tenue, 348 nucleotides long. The record is from the annotation of a GenBank genome assembly. Lineage: Eukaryota; Viridiplantae; Streptophyta; Magnoliopsida; Malpighiales; Linaceae.